UCAGCAAAGCUCAUGCUUUCAUCAUUUUGAAGAUUCUUCAAGCCUCUGAGAAUUCAUUCUGCUUCCAAGGAGCAGGGGAGAGUGAGAGAGAACUAGCAGCUACUUCUCUUGCAGACAUGGCUUAUUGGAACCCCUUCCUUCUCUUCAGCUUGAUGGCCCCUUGGAUCAUGCUCUGUCCAUCUCAUGCCUUUCCAACUGGUGCUCCUGCAUCAGCCUGUGAGAAUAUGUUACCUAUUCACACAGGGACCCAGCCUCAACAGACUCCAGCACCCUAUGAAUUCCUAGUUAGUACACCCUAUUUCCUAAACGGGCAGCCUGUUAAUGUUCAGAUCCUUGGUUCUGCAUACAGAGGGUUAUUGUUGGAAGCUCGUGCAUUUGGUUCCACAGCUGCACUAGGUUUUUGGCAAACUCCUCCCAAUAAUACUAAAUUAUUACAGUGUUCUGGAAAUCCACAAGGUGCAGUGACUCAUUCUAAUACCAAUUUAAAAACAGGACAAGACAGUUACACAUGGCUUCCACCCAACUCUGGCUGCCCUUCAGUAGUUAUAUUUGUGGCUACAGUCGCCCAGUCUCAUGACAUCUACUGGACCAACGUCAAAUCCAAAGUGAUCUGGAGAAAUUCCAAAGCUACCUGUGGAGUGGAAUCAUUUACAAGGUCACUAUCUGCUAAUGCAGCAAUCUUCUCUCUGCUCCCGAUUUUACUGGGAUACAUUUAGAAACCAGCCUACAGCAAUUUACUCGCAUUCUUUAGUAAUCUAAACACAUUGUUUUGUGUGGGAUAUGCAUUAAAUAAUAAAAAGCUCUGCUCACUGCAGUGAAGACUUUCCUAAACUUGUGCUUGCUGUUUCAAUUGGCAUUUUGUGUACAGCUUUUCUGCUCCUUCUAAUAUAAUCUUUAAGACACUGGGGAUGGGAUAGAUUAAAAAAAUAAAAGUGUUUACACUCCCAAGUGCAUGUUUAAUGAAAACUGGGCAACAUCCAGUGAUGUUCAUCCACUUGUACAUAGGAAAUUCCCUUUUGCAACAGGACUUCUGGUUCCUCUUUCCCCCCUACAGCUCCUCAUAUCCCCACAAUAUCUGUUCCAAAGCAUCCCUCAGCUCUCCAGAACAGAUUUUGGGGCUACAGAUGGAGUUGCAGAGAGAACAAAGCAGUCCUGUUGUACAAGCAGACUUCAUUCCCAUGACACUGGAUGUCUCCAAAAGAGCCUUAACUCACCUAAAGGGUGAAACCUUUAAAGCCCUAAACGGCCUCGGUCCUGUAUACCUGAAGGAGUGUCUCCA
Molecule: messenger RNA, 1279 nt
Organism: Podarcis muralis (Common wall lizard)
Lineage: Eukaryota; Metazoa; Chordata; Lepidosauria; Squamata; Lacertidae
Product: putative defense protein 3
Cellular component (GO): membrane
Source: RefSeq, a predicted model, not a curated record